UGUCAUUUGAUGGGUGAUCUAAGUCUGAAACCCUAACUAUAAAAUGCCGAAAUACACAUCAUCGUUUAGCAGCUAGGGUUUGCUCUGAAGGCUGAGGGAUUUUGGAUUCUUGGUACACGCCGAACUUUGGUUGUAGCUCUCUCAUCUGCUCGUAGCCAUGUCUAAGAAGAAGACCAGAGAGCCCAAGGAGGAGAAUAUUACACUUGGACCUGCUGUUCAACCUGGAGAGCAUGUUUUUGGUGUCGCUCACAUUUUUGCCUCUUUUAAUGACACCUUCAUUCACGUGACUGACUUGUCUGGAAGGGAAACUAUUGUCCGCAUCACUGGUGGCAUGAAGGUUAAAGCUGACAGGGAUGAAUCAUCCCCAUAUGCAGCCAUGCUUGCGGCACAAGAUGUUGCUCAACGUUGCAAGGAACUUGGCAUCACUGCUUUACAUAUAAAGCUCCGGGCAACCGGAGGGAACAAGACCAAGACUCCUGGUCCAGGUGCUCAAUCAGCACUCAGAGCCCUUGCCCGUUCAGGCAUGAGAAUUGGUCGCAUAGAGGAUGUGACUCCAAUUCCAACUGACAGUACUCGCAGAAAGGGAGGUAGAAGGGGUAGGAGGUUGUAAUUCCGCUGUUCAAAUUCCAUCCAGCAGUGAUUUCAGUUGUUGCGUUGUUGGUUGCUUGGAUAGUUUUAGUUUUAAUGAAAGUAUUUUGAUUUCUUGUUGGAACAACAUUUGCAGUUUUGCAUUUGCUUUUGUGACUCUAUUUAAUUUGAAGCUUAUUACACAACAUUUAUGUAUCGACUAUCAGUUUUGUCUUGGUUCCAAGUUUAAUGGUUUCAUGGAAGAAUUGAUUUAUGUUUCGAAUC
Messenger RNA from Ziziphus jujuba (common jujube), 852 nucleotides. RefSeq names its product small ribosomal subunit protein uS11x. The transcript is spliced from 6 exons. The record is from RefSeq and is a predicted model, not a curated record. Bases 158 to 610 code for a protein of 150 amino acids. Gene Ontology annotation, molecular function: small ribosomal subunit rRNA binding; structural constituent of ribosome; mRNA 5'-UTR binding. NCBI's taxonomy places the organism in Eukaryota, Viridiplantae, Streptophyta, Magnoliopsida, Rosales, Rhamnaceae. Gene Ontology annotation, cellular component: ribosome; cytosolic small ribosomal subunit. Gene Ontology annotation, biological process: maturation of SSU-rRNA from tricistronic rRNA transcript (SSU-rRNA, 5.8S rRNA, LSU-rRNA); ribosomal small subunit assembly; translation.